AUAAAGGAGAGACUUGCCUUUAGUUGUGAGGAGAUCAUAAACAUUAUAGAUCUCCAAUAAACCCAGAGAAAAUAAUUAUGAGUUUUAAUUCUAUUAAUCUAAGCUUUUUCUUUCUUGUUUUCUUUUUCCUUAUAACCGGGUUUGCCACUUCCUCCACCCAUAUUUUACAUCGUGUCCUUCGAGAGAGCAAAGGUCAUCGCGUCCCCAAGCAUUCAAUUCCAUGCCAACAUGAUUUCCAAACCAUGAACUACACGAUCAUAACAAGCAAGUGCAAAGGACCGGAUUCCCCAAAAAGGGACUGCUGCAAUGCACUGUUAGAUUUUGUUUGCCCGAUCGCUGAUAUAAUCAAUGACGACAAGACUGACUGUGCUGUACUCAUGUUCUGUAGCAUAAGACAGCAUGGGGAUUACCCACCAAGUAUGUUCUUCAACAUGUGUAGAAACGGGACACAUGCUCUUAAUUGUCCUGAAAUCUGAAUACAUGCGCCUGGAACCCAUUCUAAACGACCAUCGGUGUGUCCUCCAGAGAAAGAAUUUACAGUCAAAGACAAACUUAUGCCAU
Hibiscus syriacus is the source of this 561-nucleotide messenger RNA. Its product is annotated as GPI-anchored protein LLG3-like. Bases 78 to 476 code for a protein of 132 amino acids. NCBI's taxonomy places the organism in Eukaryota, Viridiplantae, Streptophyta, Magnoliopsida, Malvales, Malvaceae. The transcript is spliced from 3 exons. The record is from RefSeq and is a predicted model, not a curated record.